CCUUGGAGCUCGCCAGCGCUUUGCAUCGAUGCGCAGUUGCCAUUCCGACGACAACUCGAGCAAGCCAGUCCACUUUCGCGCGAGUCGGCUUGAGCAUCGUCGUCCUCACGUAGCACCGCCUCCGUCGACACGGCAGCCCGCGCCGCCGAGCUCAAUUGACGCCAGCAACUGUCUCUAGGUCUUGCGACGACUCCCACAACCAACAUGGCGUCCCCCGCCGCCGCCCUCCGCUCUGGCCGCAAGUUCGCCGUCCAUCUCGCGGGCCAGCAGACCCGAUUCCUGUCUGAUGUUGCCAUCACAAGGACCGGCAAGCCAAUCCUUCGUGUUCAGGGUGGAAGAUCGGCCCUCGGAGGACAUACCGUUACCGUCUUCGGCGCUACAGGACAGCUAGGCAGAUAUAUUGUCAACCGACUUGCCCGGCAAGGAUGCCAGGUCGUCAUUCCUUACCGCGAGGAGAUGGCCAAGCGCCACCUCAAGGUUUCUGGCGAUCUCGGCCGCGUGCACUUCCUCGAGUUCGACAUUUACAAUACCAAGUCUAUCGAGGAGAGCGUUCGCCACUCCGACGCCGUCUAUAACUUGAUUGGCCGCAACUAUCCGACAAAGAACUACACUCUCGAGGAUGUGCACGUGGAGGGCACGGAGCGUAUUGUGGAAGCUGUUGCCAAGUAUGACGUCGACCGCUACAUCCAUGUCUCCUCAUACAACGCGGAUCCCAACUCCAACGUUGAAUUCUUCCGUACCAAGGGUGUCGCAGAGCAGGUCGCUCGCUCCAUCUUUCCCGAGACGACCAUCGUUCGCCCUGCUCCUAUUUUCGGCAUUGAGGACAACCUUCUCCUCAAGCUUGCCAGCGUAACUAACUUGUUCACCUCGAACAACAUGCAGGAGCGCUAUCGUCCUGUUCAUUCUAUCGACGUGGGUGAGGCUCUGGAGAAGCUGUUAUACGAUGAUAGCACAGCUGGCCAGACUUAUGAGCUGUUCGGUCCCAAGGAAUACUCGACAGCCGAGAUCGCUGAGCUGGUCAAUCGGGAAAUUUUCAAGAAGCGAAGGCACAUCAACGUCCCCAAGGCGAUGCUCAGACCAAUCGCUGCUGUUCUGAACAAGGUCCUCUGGUGGCCAAUUCUGUCUCCGGAGGAGCUCGACAAGGAGUUCGUCGAUCAGGUUGUUGAUAAGCACGCCAAGACUUUUGCCGACCUAGGCAUGAAGCCCGGCGAUAUCAGCAAUUACACGUACCAUUACCUGCAAGGAUUCCGUAGCCAAGCUCUGCUCGACCAGCCACCAGCGACGGAGAAGGAGAAAAGGGAAGACCGAAAGUAUUUCCAUGUUACCGAUGGAGCUCAAUAAGGGAAGAGGCGGUGCCACGAGGAAAUCAUCUGCGUCGUGCCAUGUAGCAUCAAGCCACCACGUACUGUACAUAUUUACUGCUCUAGACCACGGGAUUUCUUCUGUCGGACAAUCAUACAAAACACUAAACAUUCGCAUUUGGUCGUACUUGAUUCUCCCAACCCACAAACGCAUGUUGAAUGAGUUGCGUAUGCGAUCGUGAGUACCUCCGAAGUGCCACGCCACCAUAUCCACGACAUAUGGCGGUCGACGAAGCACGGCCUAUCAAUGUGUGUACGGAUGCGCGAUGAUGCUAAACAGCUCGAGUGUGCUGCGGGGCCCCUCCACAAGCGCACGCCCGAUCCGUCCCACUUGCGAUGAACUAUUUUCGAGCUUACAAG
Molecule: messenger RNA, 1721 nt
Organism: Microdochium trichocladiopsis
Lineage: Eukaryota; Fungi; Ascomycota; Sordariomycetes; Xylariales; Microdochiaceae
Exons: 6
Coding region: 205-1341 (378 amino acids)
Cellular component (GO): mitochondrion
Molecular function (GO): protein-containing complex binding
Source: RefSeq, a predicted model, not a curated record